Messenger RNA from Radiomyces spectabilis, 1407 nucleotides. RefSeq names its product H/ACA ribonucleoprotein complex subunit 4. Gene Ontology annotation, molecular function: RNA binding; pseudouridine synthase activity. Lineage: Eukaryota; Fungi; Mucoromycota; Mucoromycetes; Mucorales; Radiomycetaceae. Gene Ontology annotation, cellular component: box H/ACA snoRNP complex. Bases 1 to 1407 code for a protein of 468 amino acids. Gene Ontology annotation, biological process: mRNA pseudouridine synthesis; snRNA pseudouridine synthesis; rRNA pseudouridine synthesis. The transcript is spliced from 5 exons. The record is from RefSeq and is a predicted model, not a curated record.
AUGGCGGACGAAUCUGUUAUUAAACCGACGCAAACGACGCCUGCGCUCAACACUUCCAACUGGCCUCUUCUUUUGAAGAACUACGACCAAUUGAACGUUCGUACCGGUCAUUACACUCCUAUUCCCAGUGGAUGCUCUCCUUUGAAGCGUCCUCUUAACGACUAUGUUCGUUAUGGUGUGAUUAACUUGGAUAAGCCCGCCAAUCCUUCUUCUCACGAAGUCGUUGCCUGGGUUCGCCGUAUUUUGCGUGUCGAAAAGACUGGUCACAGCGGUACUCUCGAUCCCAAAGUUACCGGUUGUUUGAUCGUCUGUGUCGAUCGCGCCACUCGUCUCGUCAAGUCCCAGCAGGGUGCUGGUAAGGAGUACGUCUGCGUUUUGCGAUUGCACGACGCCAUUGAGAGCGAAAAGAAGUUGGGUCAGGCUUUAGAAACCUUGACUGGUGCUUUGUUCCAACGUCCCCCUCUCAUUUCUGCUGUCAAGCGUCAAUUGCGUGUUCGUACUAUUCACGAAAGCAAGCUUUUUGAAUACGAUAACGAUCGUCAUCUCGGUGUUUUCUGGGUCAGCUGUGAAGCUGGUACUUACAUGCGUACGCUUUGUGUCCACUUGGGUCUCUUGUUGGGUGUGGGUGGUCACAUGCAAGAACUCCGUCGUGUGCGCUCUGGUCAAACUUCCGAAGAUGAUGACAUUGUUACUAUGCAUGACGUGAUGGACGCUCAAUGGUUAUACGAUAACACCAAGGAUGAAAGCUACCUUCGCCGUGUCGUUCGUCCUUUGGAAGCUUUGUUGGUUGGCUACAAGCGUGUGGUUGUGAAGGACAGUGCUGUCAACGCUAUUUGCUACGGUGCUAAAUUGAUGAUUCCCGGUUUAUUACGUUAUGAAAGCGGUAUCGAAGUGAACGAGGAAGUUGUGUUGAUGACCACCAAGGGUGAAGCUAUUGCUCUUGCUUAUGCUCAGAUGACAACCGCUGUGAUGGCUACAUGCGACCACGGUGUGGUUGCCAAGGUGAAGCGUGUUAUUAUGGAACGUGACACUUAUCCUCGCCGAUGGGGUCUUGGUCCUGUGGCUCUUGCCAAGAAGAAGUUGAAGACUGAAGGCAAACUUGAUAAAUACGGACGUGUGACUGACGAAACUCCUGCCGUAUGGAAGGCUGCCUAUGUCGAUUACGCCAACAACACUGACGGUAAGGAACCUGAGCCUGCAUUCAACAAGCCUUCCGAGGCUGCUGUUGCAGCCGCUGGUAUUGCUCCCAAGAUCACUCCUGUCGAUGUUGCCAAGGUCGAUGCUGCAUCAUCCCUGGGCAAGCGCUCCGCCUCCGAUGACACUACCGCAGAAGCUCAAACUGAAACCAAGAAGUCCAAGAAGGAAAAGAAGGAGAAGAAGGAGAAGAAGAAGAAGAACAAAGAUUAG